AUGUACUUCCUCCUGCAUGCAAGAUUACUAGCUAGGGACAGUAACCGAGUAGCGCAGGAGUUUGUGUUUGAUGCGAGUGAGACAGUGUAACGGGACCGGCGUGAUUACUUGGUGAGUUUACUGCACAUUACGGGUAACCCCGCUAGGCUGGUAACGAUACUGCUCGCCGCUUCCACGACAGGUAACGGAGGGAACAUAUCGUGACACUAACAGCAGGAAGAUCGAGAGAAUACAGUAACGCAGGGGACAGAGGAGGAAAAAAGUACAGAAGCGAGGUUGAAAGUGGGGUGGACCAACACUGCUCUGCAUUGCCUUACAGCAACGACGCGCCACCUCAAACACUACCCACGUUUCCAGGUCCUUAAAUAAAAUAACUUGAGCGCCACAUGUUGUAAGGGGAGACGAGUCCAUAGCACAGAGAAGUCUUGAAACUAACGCGCUCUCAAGUGGAAGCUCCACGCUGACCAGGGAGGGCGUGCUGGUAGUUCAAAGGAAAGGAGAUUUCCACUAGGAAGCUAAAGCCCGUGCAUUCGUAAACAACUUUAAAAAAAAAAAAAAUCGGAUUGUUUAUCUGGGAACCAUUAUAUAUUACGACCAAAGUGGGUUCAAAAUCAUAGCCAGAUAUUUCGAUGGUUUUAUUUAAGCUUGUGCCAUAUUUUAAAGAAAACAAGAAAGCCUGAAAAAUGAAAACUGACGUCUGACGGUAAACUUUGAGAAGUUUAUUUUAUUUCCUGUUAUCCUAACGCACACAUCCGCAGAAUAAUAAAGUAAAAUUGAAGGUUCUGCCGGACAGCUAAGGCAGAAUAUUGAUCUCAGCAAUAUGACCAAUAAUCGCCUUCAAAUUAUUAAUAAUUAAGUUUUCUGCACAAAUGCAAAUUUUCUUCAAGCUGCGCCAAACAGAAUAUGACUUUUUAAUUGCGCGAUCCAGGUACACCUGCCCAAAGCCAACACUGGAUCUGCAUUACGAAUGGCCAAGAGACAAGAAACACCUUGCUGUAGUUUCUAACCUUCAGAUAUUUUUACAAUAGCUUCUGCCUGAUGCUAAAACAUACUUUUUUUUUUUUUUUUUAAUGAUUCAUCUAUUUAAUUAUUUAUAUAUUUAAAGUUGACUCCAUGGGAUAAACUCAAAUACACUUCCAUCAGCUUUACGAAAGCUGAUUUUUUUUUUUUUUUUAAAACAAAACUCAACUUUUUUUUUUUUUUGGUUUAGUUGUAAGAACAACAACAGCAUUUUUUUUAAGAAAAAAAAAAAUGUCUACAAACGUUGCUGAAACCAAAAAAGAAGGACCAGUCCCUGGAUACCAUCAUGCCAGCGGUGCCGUGCACCCGGUUAUACCCACCGAAACGCGGCCGGUUGACUGCGAACUGAAGGAAGUGACCAGCCUCACAAAGAGAACGGAACAGCAAGAGGGAGACAGCGAUGCCGACCGAGCCGAGGUUGUGGUCAUCAAAUCCCGGGCCAAUGCUAAGGGUGUUCUCGAGGAGGACGCGCUCCUGGAGAACGGCAGCCAAAGCAACGACAGCGACGACACCAGCACAGACCAGAGCCAAGUGCUGGCGCCCCCUCUCAAGGAAACCUCCUUCUCCAUUGGGUUGCAAGUUCUGGUUCCGUUCCUGCUGGCGGGCUUUGGAACAGUCGGGGCUGGCAUAGUGUUGGAUAUUGUACAGCACUGGACGGUGUUCCAGGAGGUGACCGAGGUGUUUAUUCUGGUCCCGGCUCUGCUGGGGCUGAAGGGGAAUCUGGAGAUGACGCUGGCCUCCAGGUUGUCUACUGCAGCUAAUAUUGGGCAUAUGGACACAGCCAAGGAGAUGUGGGGGAUGAUCGUAGGGAACCUAGCGCUGAUACAGGUCCAGGCCACAGUGGUGGGGUUCCUGGCCUCGAUCGCUGCUGUGAUAUUCGGCUGGAUCCCUGAGGGCCAUUUCAAAAUGGGGCACGCGGUCCUGCUGUGUGCCAGCAGUGUAGCCACGGCGUUCAUUGCCUCCCUAUUACUGGGGUUGAUAAUGAUUGGGGUGAUCGUGGGCGCCAGGAAGAUCGGUAUAAACCCUGACAAUGUGGCAACGCCCAUCGCUGCCAGCCUGGGAGACCUCAUCACCUUGGCACUCCUGUCCGGCAUCAGCGAGGGGCUCUACAAACAGAUGCAGGCGAAUGACUACGUGAACACGCUGGUGUGCGCCGUCUUUGUGGCCCUGACCCCGAUCUGGAUCGUUAUCGCCCGCCGGACCCCCUCCACGAGGGAGGUGCUGUACUCUGGCUGGGAGCCCGUCAUAAUCGCCAUGGCGAUCAGCAGUGUUGGAGGUCUGAUAUUAGAUAAAACUGUGUCAGAUCCCAACUUCGCAGGGAUGGCAGUCUUCACACCAGUCAUCAACGGUGUUGGUGGUAAUCUGGUUGCAGUGCAGGCCAGCCGAAUCUCAACCUACCUCCACAUGUCUGGCCUACCCGGCGUGGAGCCCCAGGCUAACCGGCCUAAGUGCCUCAACCCCUGCAGUGCCUUCUUUGGAUCAGGUUUGAACUCCCGCUCGGCCCGAGUGCUCUUCCUCCUGGUGGUCCCGGGUCACCUGGUCUUCCUCUACACCAUCAGCUCCAUGCAGGGCGGCCACACCACCCUCACCUCCGUAUUCAUGGCUUUCUACUUGACCGUGGCACUGCUACAGGUGCUGAUCCUGCUCUACAUGGCUGACUGGAUGGUGCACUGGAUGUGGGGGCGAGGGAUGGACCCCGAUAACUUCUCCAUCCCGUACCUCACCUCUCUGGGGGACCUGCUCGGGACCGGCUUCCUGGCUCUCAGCUUCCACAUCCUGUGGCUGAUCGGAGACCGCGACAGCGACGUCGGGGAUUAGACCCACCCCUCCUCAGGCUUCCUGUACCCUUUUUGUAUUUUGUAAUUUAUUACAAUAAUUAUUUUAAUGUCAGUGGGAGAAGUGAAUUCUCAUUAUUUUUCAAUGGGGAUU
Molecule: messenger RNA, 2949 nt
Organism: Polyodon spathula (Mississippi paddlefish)
Lineage: Eukaryota; Metazoa; Chordata; Actinopteri; Acipenseriformes; Polyodontidae
Product: solute carrier family 41 member 1-like
Exons: 11
Coding region: 1252-2838 (528 amino acids)
Biological process (GO): monoatomic cation transport
Cellular component (GO): plasma membrane
Molecular function (GO): monoatomic cation transmembrane transporter activity
Source: RefSeq, a predicted model, not a curated record